Molecule: messenger RNA, 1219 nt
Organism: Didymodactylos carnosus
Lineage: Eukaryota; Metazoa; Rotifera; Eurotatoria; Philodinida; Philodinidae
Source: the annotation of a GenBank genome assembly
AUGCCGGACAGUACCGACCGACCGCCAAUAGCUGGCAUUAACAGCAGGUAGGCUGUGUUUUUCUCCAAUUAUAGAGGAAUGUUCUUAGUUUAAUUCGUUUCAGAUAAAGCAAGGAAUGUCUUAUAAUUUAACAUUGUGCAUAAUGUUUUUCAAAACCCGUACAAAGUAAAAAUUCCUUAUUAAAGCCAAUGGUGAUAGCUCAAUGCAAUAUUUGUUAACGUUUUUCUUAUGGAUAAAAGCUCUGAACACUCCUCUAUCGUCGAGAAAAAAAUUAGCCCGAUUGAUUUAAGCACAGUAGAGAUAUUCAAUUUUUUUAUCGUAUGUAUAUUUAUGGGCCACCCUGUACUUCAGCACUCAUUAACAAUUGUGUUUCAGAAAAACACUACACAAGGGUGGGGUGAUGUAGUGAAACUUAAACGCUGUGAUAUGAACUUUUCGAAAAAUUCCGUUCGAAAGAUAGUAAUUAUAGCACUAUGGUAAAACUCUGUCUCUGUAUUACAGUCGUCACUAUCGACAUUGGCACGACUAUAAAUGAGUCAGUCUGGCCGCUGAUCACUUGUUUCAGAACUGUUCUUCUCUACCUACAACCGCUACAACGACAACAACAACAAUCAGUAAGCCAAAUGCUUUUGAUUCAUCUAAAAUAAAGUAACAGUAAAUGUAUUGGUUAUUUUUGUAUUACUUUUGAUCAUGAUGAAAAACAAAUUUGCUAAAUCUAGUAUCAUUCGAUUGUUCUUCUUAUUUUGUCUAGACUGAUAUUUCCCAUUGCGAUGAGCUCUUUUAAGAAGAUUAGUUAUGAUAUUCUUGCACUUUCUCAUUCUAUGAUUAAAGAAAAGUCUAAGUAAAUUUGAUCAUCAUCUGCUCGUAGUCAUUCACGUUGCAAUUACCCCAAUAAUUAGUAAUGCAGUCCUCGGAUAGACGUUAGAAAACUGAUUCUAGGCAUCGACUCGAACUCGAUUCGAUGAAUGCACUGGCAUGCGGUACCUCAUGACCUAUCAGAGAAAUAAAAGCAUAUUUAACCAUUUGGUUUGAACGGAGAGUGAAAGGCGUUUGUAAAUUAUGUUUGGCUUCAAUAUACAAUACAUUAGAUUCAAAAAAAUGAAUCAUGAAAAACGAAUUCUAUUUUUCGCACUGAAUAUGUUGAACUUUAAGCAAGAAACUAAUAGAUAUUGAGCGGCCAGUCAGCUGCUUCUUCCCCCUUUAUGAAAAUCCUUUCAAC